Electrophorus electricus (electric eel) is the source of this 1959-nucleotide messenger RNA. RefSeq names its product gap junction beta-2 protein-like. Gene Ontology annotation, biological process: cell-cell signaling; gap junction-mediated intercellular transport. Lineage: Eukaryota; Metazoa; Chordata; Actinopteri; Gymnotiformes; Gymnotidae. Gene Ontology annotation, molecular function: gap junction channel activity. The record is from RefSeq and is a predicted model, not a curated record. Gene Ontology annotation, cellular component: connexin complex.
AAAUAAAUUAACACUGUACUGUAGUCUUCUCACGUAGCCAUGAGUAGCUCGUUGUCUCCGCCUUUGUGGUGAUGUCAUGUAGGUGAUCCUCAAAAUUCAGGUGCCUCUCCACUACCGUGCAGAUUCUCGUCGUCUAAUCGAUUUCCACGCACUCCAGUUAGAUCUCGUCAAAAUGGAGAUAAUCCGUUUUCUUAAGGCGUGAGUUUGGAGACCAACUUCAGAGGUUAGUGGUGCAUCUGUUUCGCCCCUGGAGGCCUGACCUGGCACAAGCAGCAGAAUGAACUGGGGUACACUGUACACCCAGCUCACAGGAGUCAACCGCCACUCCACCAGCCUGGGCAAGAUCUGGCUGUCGGUGCUUUUCAUCUUCCGCGUGAGCGUGCUGGUGGUGGCGGCCGAGACAGUGUGGAGCGACGAGCAGGCCGAUUUCGUGUGCAACACGCUGCAGCCCGGCUGUGAGAACGUCUGCUACGACCACUUCUUCCCCAUCUCCCACGUGCGCCUCUGGUGCCUGCAGCUGAUCUUCGCCUCCACCCCUCCGUUGCUCGUCGCCAUGUACGUGGCACACCGCAGGCACGAGGACAAGCGGGGGAUCCUGUGCGCUUCCAGGUCCAGGGCCAAGCAGGAGGAGGACCUGGAGAGCCUGCGCAAGAGACGGCUCCCCAUCACCGGCGCGCUCUGGUGGGUGUACGCCGCCAGCCUACUCUUCCGGCUGCUCUUCGAGGCUGUUUUCAUGUACGCCCUGUACGCGAUUUACGACGGGGUGUGGCUGCCCCGGCUGGUGCGCUGUGAAGAGGUGCCGUGUCCCAACGAGGUGGACUGCUUCGUGUCGCGGCCAACUGAGAAAACGGUCUUCACCGUGUUCAUGGCUGCAGCGUCGGGGGCCUGCAUGGUGCUGAACGUGGCCGAGCUGGCCUACCUGGUGGCCAAGGCUGCGACACGGGGCCCGGCUAGGAGGGGGGUGCGGAAGGGGCAGGCAGACUACGCGGCCAAAGACAAGGGACUGCUGCAAAUGAUGAGAAAUGAGACUUUGAUGGCUUCGUCGUCUUCUGUGUCGUCCGCUUGCAAAGCUGUGUGAGACUUACAUGUGCCUAGUCCUGUUUUAUGUUUGUUUAUUUACUUGCUUGUCACCAUACCAACACACCCCCAGAUUUACAUACAAUAUUAGUACGGCAUAGUAUUCAGCAACAGAGACCUCGUUUAGGACGUUACAGUGCCAUCUAGUGGUGAGGAUCAUAAGAGCGCAGAUGUUAAGCAGCUAAGUUUGCACAAUCUGUAUCAUAAAUAUUUGCAGAGAUGCUGAGUAUUUCCAAUAAUUUGCUUUAUGUGGUUAGCAACUAAAGUUUAUGGUACUGUAUAUAAACUGAUUAAUAUGGUCAUAUUUAUUGAUAAUGAGAAAGCUGACAGUGGUAGAGGUUGUAAGAAGCAUAAUGACAGAUCAUUAAAAAAAGUUACUAAAAUAGUAAUGUGAAAAACCAACACUUCAAAUAUUUGGUAAGUAAAGGUAUAAUUGUCAUAAUCAUUGUAUUCAAAGUGUGUUAUAAAAAGGUUCAAUUAAAAAAUAUUAGACCACAGGUGCGUAAUUUUUUAUACAUGCAUUUUAUAUCUUGCAGUGUACAAUGUGCAAUACAUACAGCCCAAAGAAUUAGUCAUAAAAUCCUAAUUUAAUUUCCUCAAAAGAAUAUUGUCAGUUUGUAACCAUUAACAAAUACACUCACAUGUAAAUUUUUAAAAAUUCUUUUAAAACGUUGGUAGUUAAUUGCUAGGUAGUUAAUCAAUUAAAAUGAUACAUGCAUUGUUACUGUAGCUUGGAUGAUAAGGAUGUUUUCCCCAUGCAGCAUUGAUGCAUACAUUAAAUAGAGCAUGUCACCUGUAAUUGAUGAUGAAUAUCAUCCUCAUUGUUCUCUAUCUUUGGUAUCUUUGGUUCUCUUACAGAUUGCCAUAUUAGAUGAAAUAAAA